Molecule: messenger RNA, 846 nt
Organism: Tripterygium wilfordii
Lineage: Eukaryota; Viridiplantae; Streptophyta; Magnoliopsida; Celastrales; Celastraceae
Product: zinc-finger homeodomain protein 9-like
Exons: 1
Coding region: 29-556 (175 amino acids)
Biological process (GO): regulation of DNA-templated transcription; regulation of developmental process
Cellular component (GO): nucleus
Molecular function (GO): DNA-binding transcription factor activity; transcription cis-regulatory region binding
Source: RefSeq, a predicted model, not a curated record
CACAAAUAAUAGUUUCUUAAAAAAAAUCAUGGAGGGAGACAACCCAGAUGAUGAAUACAAAGAGUGUCUGCGGAACCAUGCAGCAAGUCUGGGCAGCUACGCCACCGACGGCUGCGGCGAGUUCACUCUCGACGACACCUCCCCGAAUUCCUUACAAUGUGCAGCAUGCGGCUGCCACCGCAACUUCCACCGCAAGGUAACCACCUACAGCAGUGCUCCACCGCGGCAUCGUCGCGACAUCAUUGUUCAUCCGGAGACAGUGGUUGACAUGAUGGAUUACAGCGACGGUGGUGGCAGCGGGGGGCGGGGGAGUACUGGGGGAGGAAAGAAGAGGUUUAGGACAAAGUUCACGGAGGAGCAGAAGGAGAAGAUGCUGGGAUUUGCAGAGAAGUUGGGGUGGAAGUUGCAGAGGAAGGAUAUGGAUGAUGAGGUGGAGAGGUUUUGCAGAGGAGUUGGUGUGAGUAGGCAGGUUUUCAAAGUGUGGAUGCAUAACCAUAAGAACAAUUCUUCUUCUUCUACUUCUGGGAAUGUCUCUUCUCUUACUUCUGAUCAGUAAAUCUUCUUCUCCUCCUCUUUUGCAUUUGAUAAUUUUGUGAUUCUUCAUCAGUUUCUAUUUUGUUCGUCUCUUCUGUUUUAAGUUGACUUUUUUUGGGUUGUUGACUGUUUACACAACAAUUCCACCAUAAACUAAUUGUAGAAGGCAGAGUAAAUCAAUGUUUGGAUCAAUCUACAGGCUUUUCAAACAGAUCCAAAAGGGUUUCUGGUCAGUUGGGUCUUGGAUUUGUAUGUUCAAGAAGUAUCCUCACUGUAAUUGAAUUUUUCAAGUACCAAGGACGUCAUUUGUUC